GUCCCGACCCACCAGCAUGGCCCACCGUCAGACAUCCCAGGCCGCCCACACCGCCCACACCAUCAACGGCUCCCCCGGCACCAACAGAAACUCCUCCAACACCGCCUGCGUCCAGGGAAGGUUUUCCCGCGUCUGGGAACAGUUCCGGCGAGUUCUGGGUCGGAAACCUCCGGGCGGACCCGCCCACGCGGUGGGGAACCAGUCGUGCAUUCCGCUUACAACACCCGCUGUCCGUGAGAACGGCGCGCCGAACAACCACCUCAACAAUAGUCACCACGGCACGGAUUCCAACCUCCGAGACCACCACAUGGACUCGAACCUGUACCCUAGCGUGUCCUCCGCCCACAACCACGUGACCAAACAUGAGGAGACCUCGUCGGACCACGUGACCGAAGCGACGUCCAACGUUGUCUAGCUUAACAAACAUCGUUUUCCUCUCGUGGACCAGAGAUCUUAUUUCUCCAUAAUAGUAUUGGUCGCUUUUAAGGACAAGCGGGCUAAUCUGGAUUUUGGGAGUUUCCAGAAAUCUUGACCUAAAC
Messenger RNA from Aplysia californica (California sea hare), 539 nucleotides. RefSeq names its product prostaglandin E2 receptor EP3 subtype. Gene Ontology annotation, cellular component: plasma membrane. The record is from RefSeq and is a predicted model, not a curated record. Gene Ontology annotation, molecular function: G protein-coupled receptor activity. Lineage: Eukaryota; Metazoa; Mollusca; Gastropoda; Aplysiida; Aplysiidae. Gene Ontology annotation, biological process: adenylate cyclase-activating G protein-coupled receptor signaling pathway; positive regulation of cytosolic calcium ion concentration; inflammatory response.